Sorghum bicolor (sorghum) is the source of this 2062-nucleotide messenger RNA. RefSeq names its product vacuole membrane protein KMS1. NCBI's taxonomy places the organism in Eukaryota, Viridiplantae, Streptophyta, Magnoliopsida, Poales, Poaceae. The coding region runs from base 283 to 1584 and encodes 433 amino acids. The record is from RefSeq and is a predicted model, not a curated record. The transcript has 8 exons.
UUGCUCGCAAAACGCCCCCACGCCCCACACGCCGCCGCCGCCGGCGACCGUUGCGAGGGAGCGGAAGGAAACCGCCACGCCACGCCACCGUCCCGGCGCCUGCCUCUCCGAUCUCGAACGCGAUCCGUCUCCUCCCUGCGGGGGCCGCUCGGGAGUCGUCCUACCUAGGAGCUCCCCGUGUCAGAUCCGGGCGGGGGCGGGGCGGCCCAUGGUGGUGGCUCUGGCGCCGUUGGUACGCGAGAUCUAGGGUUGUCGAGCGCCGCGGGGGUGGGAGGCGGAAGGAUGGGCCGCCGGAAGAUGUCCGCGGCGGCGCCGCCGUCCCGGAGCUGGUCCAACGUCGGCGGGAGCGUCAUCCCCGAACUCCGAGCAAAACACAAAAUGGACUUGGAAAAUUUAACGCUGACAAAACAACCACUCAGAACAUUACAUCUUUUCCUGUUAGCCAUGUUACAAUACUUGAAAAGAGUAGCAAAAUAUAUCCUGAGUAAGGGUGGCUUGUUCUUUCUCUUAAUUGUUUUGGUGGUAGCUCCUGGAAUCUUACUCGCUAUUUCAGACGGCGUGCAUAAGAAGCAUGUGCAGGAGUUCCUUAAUUAUGCUAAAUUUGUGUUGUGGUGGGUUUCAUUAGGUGUGGCUUCGUCAAUUGGACUAGGUUCUGGUUUGCAUACGUUUGUGCUCUAUCUAGGUCCUCAUAUUGCUCUGUUCACUAUUAAAGCUGUUCAGUGUGGUCGAAUUGAUUUGAAAAUGGCUCCAUAUGAUACCAUACAGCUUAAGGUUGGGCCGUCAUGGCUUGACAAGAAAUGUUCAGAAUUUGGACCGCCUGUGUAUCCAGCAUCAGCUCAUUCUGUUAGGAUCCCAGUCUUUGACUUACUACCUCAGAUACAACUGGAAGCAGUUCUUUGGGGCAUCGGGACUGCACUUGGCGAGCUUCCCCCUUAUUUUAUAUCACGAGCAGCUCGCUUGUCAGGAAGCAAAUCAAAAGCUGUUAAGGAGCUUGAUGUCGCUACUUCCAAACAAGAUGGGACAGUAGCCUCCACUCUUAAUCGUACCAAGCGUUGGCUUCUUUCUCACUCUCAACAUCUCAACUUCUUCUCUAUCUUGAUACUUGCUUCGGUUCCGAACCCACUCUUUGACCUUGCUGGUAUUAUGUGUGGCCAAUUUGGUGUACCUUUCUGGGAGUUCUUUUUUGCAACUUUGAUUGGGAAGGCCAUCAUCAAGACUCAUAUUCAGACACUGUUUAUUGUGUCCUUGUGCAACAACCAGCUCCUGUACCUUAUGGAAAAGGAGUUAAUCUGGAUAUUUGGUCACAUUCCUGGGUUUUCUGCUACCCUGCCAUCUGUGAUUGCCAAACUCAAUGCUGCCAAGGACAAGUAUCUAUCACCACCAACACCAGUCUCACCGUCCUCACAAAUGGAGGAGAAACAGUGGAAUUUCUCUUUUACAUUGGUUUGGAACUCUAUAGUGUGGCUUGUGCUUCUGAACUUCUUCAUUAAGAUAAUCACGUCAACAGCUCAGGAUUAUCUCAAAAAGCAGCAGGAUAUGGAGAUGGAACUGAUUUCUGAUUCCCCGACCCUGGAACAAAACUGACUACUGGUGCAACUAGUGGUGUUUAUUUCAGCUGCUAGCUGCAAAAGAUUCUCCUCUGUAGCCUUAACAACUGGCUAAGCCCCUGCAGAUGAUUCCAAGUUCCAACAAUUAUCAAUUAGUACUAGUAGUUAUUCAUCUGUACAGUCAAGGAAAACAUGGGCUUGGUAACUGGCCGGGUGAUGGCUGUGAGCCUGUGCUGGCAGUUCAUGGAGGAGAAUCAUUCUAUUCUUUUUUCGGACAUCUACACGGAUAGACAGUAGGGAUUGUUUAUGAAUCACGGUUGGCUUUUUGCCAAGAUUUAGCGCCCAUAGCUGUUUCUAUUUAUUUUGGAAUUGCUAUAGAAACAUGUAAGGAUUCAUUCAACAAUGAUACGCUCUGUUGUCAAGUUUACUGUGUAUUUGGUUUGCAAUUUGUGCCCGGAAAGAGCAAACUAUAGUUCAUCUAUUUCCUUUUGGCAAAUAAAGCCUCCUAUAGAACA